Messenger RNA from Momordica charantia (bitter melon), 3538 nucleotides. The record is from RefSeq and is a predicted model, not a curated record. NCBI's taxonomy places the organism in Eukaryota, Viridiplantae, Streptophyta, Magnoliopsida, Cucurbitales, Cucurbitaceae.
UAAACUAAAAGCCUACACCACGAAAUUUCUCCCAUCGAUCUCAAUCGAAGAUAGCCCGGGUAGAAACUAAACUAUAAAUAGCAUACGGGUUGCUCAAUUUCACAAAGGGGUGAGGCACGUGUUUUAGGUCCUUUAAACCCAAGUUCAAGGAUCAUGAUCCUUCAAAUUCGCCUAUUUUUAAUGUAUUAAGCAAAGAGACCAUGGAAAUCCAUACUUGCAUGGAAGGCAACAGAAAAGACUUAAGAUCCAUACUCAAUGCUAUUAGAAUUUGACACCGUAAAAAUGACGAUAAUUUUCCUUGCACUAAAAUGAUAUCCAAAUCUACGUAAAAAACUACCCUUUUCUCUUCGGAGGUUUAAUUUUCAGAAGAAACAUGGAGGAAAUUUUUGGGGUGAUUGAUGGCAGAUUUAGAGUGUCGAUAGUAGAUUCAACCAUGAUGUCAAUUGUGCAUCGCGCAAUGGAUAAAGCCCACGGAAGAGUCAAGUCUAGAGAAGGGGUACUAGAGAGACUACAUGAGAUAUCAAAGUUUUACGAGUUGUCAGUAAUGCAGUUGGAUGGCUGUAUCAUGUUCGUUCAAGAAGAAACCGACAGUCACAAUCCAGAGAGCGGCCACGAAGAAGUGCUUGCUGGGCUGGCCGAAAUCAGAAACCGCCUCCAACGCCGCCUCUAUGAAUCAGAGCUCGCCAUCCUACAGAAGGAUAGGGAGUUGAGAGAUCGAUUUGAGAGCGAGUCGAAGUUAAGGCAGGCUUUGGAAAUUACGGAGAGAGAAUUGGUUUCUUCGCAAGAAGAUCUUGAGAUUGAAAGAACAAGGAGUGCAGGGAGUUCCAAUCUCAGCCAUCAGUCAGGCGAAGAUGACAAUAGAGAUGGAGAGUUCUGUGAGCUGAAAGAUUCGGUGGAUCGACAGGUUUGGAAGAUCAGAGAGAAACUCGAGGUUGAUGAUUAUGAGCCUGAGGAGAACAAACGGAAUCACUGUAUGAACGAUGUAAAAGUUGAAGAGGUGGGAUCUGACAUUGAUAUGUUGAAGGAAACGCUGGACAUGGCUUUUGGAAAGAUGCAGAGUGCCAUUUUCUAUUCGGAGAUGGGACCAAUAGAGCAGCAAAUAAAAUCUAGUAUUGAGAAUGACAUAAUAUCUAUAAAUCUCAGGGGAUUUGUGAGAGAUUCCCAAGAGGAUUUAGAAGCAGAAGUGAGAAGGAAAGAGAAGCAGCAAAUUUCCGUUUCGUUGAAUGAACAUUGGACAGAUUUAAUGAAUGAAGUUACAGGCUUGUGUGAGGAUCUCAAGCCUCUCAUCAUUAGGCAAAAUGAAACGCAGCCCCAAGAUGGAGAAGAAUGCGACAUUUCGGAUUUUGGGUCAAGAUCACCAAAAAGAGAGAAGAAUUCUGCAGAAUAUGGGAUAAAUAUAAAUGAAAAGGAGCUAGAAGAUGAGGGAAGCCAUGAUGUUGCUAAGAUGAUAGAGAACCACGAGUCGGUAAUUUCGGAAAAGAGUGCAGAAGCAGAAGAACAGAUUCGAUUGAGGCAAGAAAUUUUAGGCCUGUCAUCAAGGAGAGGGGGAAAUCCUGUAAGCCUGGAAAGUAGGAUACAAAGAGUACUAGAAAAACAAGAGAAUAUAAUUAUUUUGAAUGCUAAGGUUAACAAAAUUUUUGGCCAGCAUGGAGAUGUUAAUGAAGAAGACAUUCCUCUAGAGAGAAAGGAGCAAAUAUUUACAGAAACUGAUAGGCAGAAAUCAGAUGUUGAUACUUUGACAGAUGUAUGGGGCAAGAUGCAUAAACUGCAGGAUGAAGAAAUCACAGGACAAAUACGAAACCAAAUAAGCAUGUUAAUGCAAGAGAGAGAGGAGAAAGAAUUUCAAAACAUAAUGAUGGAGGAGAUUUAUAUCACUAUAUUCAAAGGUUUGAUAGAAAGGUUUGGCAAUAAUUUGAGGAGUUGGGAAUUGGAGAUCCAGAUUUCAGAUGGUAUAUGCAGAGAUUUCAUUAGGAAUAUGUUCAAUCAGCAGAAUGAGGCCAUGGAAAGUUACAAGAUUGAAGUCCACAUAAAAGAUGACAUAUAUUAUGGUAUAUGCAGAGAUUUCAUCAGGGAUGUGUUCGAUCAGCAGAAUGAGACCAUGGAAAGUUACAAGAUUGAAGCCCACAUAAAAGAUGAUAUAUAUUAUGGUAUCUGCCGAGAUUUCAUUAGGGAUGUGUUCGAUCAACAAAAUGAGACCAUAGAAAGUUACAAGGUUGAAGCUCACAUAAAAGAUGAUAUCUAUUAUGAUAUAUGCAGAGAUUUCAUUAAGAAUGUGUUCGAUCACCAAAAUGAGACCAUGGAAAAUUACAAGAUCGAUGCUCACAUAAAAGAUGAUAUUUAUUAUGGUAUAUGCAGAGAUUUCAUUAAAAAUGUGUUCGAUCAGCAGAAUGAGACCAUGGAAAGUUACAAGAUCGAAGCCCACAUAAAAGAUGAUAUGUAUUAUGGUAUAUGCAGAGAUUUCAUUAAGAAUGUGUUCGAUCAGCAGAAUGAGACCAUGGAAAGUUACAAGAUUGAUACCCACAUAAAAGAUAAUAUAUAUUAUGGUAUAUGCACAAAUUUCAUUAAGGAUGUGUUCGAUCAACAUAAUGAGACCAUGGAAAGUUACAAGAUUGAAGCCCAUGUAAAAGAUGAUAUAUAUUAUGUUGUCUUAAACGAGGCAAUGAAAGGUUAUUGCUCGACAUAUGACUUGAGAGUAGCAAGAAAAACUGAGAAUGUGAAGGAUGAAGACCUAUAUUUGGAAGGUUUGACAUCUGACAAUGACCUUUCUCAAUGUUCAGAAUGCGAAAUAAGGUCGGAAAUUUAUGGAAUCCCUUUUGCAGUAAUGCUAAACGAAUGGCAGAAAAGCAUAGGAGAACAUACAACCGAAAGCCUUCUUAAAGAAGAGGUAUCUUGGUUCGUCUUUGGUGAGACGAUCAAAAGUAUCACUUACAAAGCCAAUCAGUGUCCAGAUUCCCGAAUUACAAUUGAAGAAGAUGUCUGCUCAGUUUUCUAUAGGGAAAUGGUUAGGGAAUGGGAGGAGAAAAUAGAGGCAUGUAACUUGGAAAAUUCAAUUAGGGAAGAAAUUUGUUAUGCUGUUCUUAUUCAGGCAGAAAGAGAAGUCCGUAACAGAUAUAAAAGAGCUGAUGUCCCAAUUCAGGACAGUGAUGCUGCAGAAAAGCCACCAUCUAGGAAAAGACGAGAUAAAGGAUUUUCUAGCUUGGAAAGUUUGGUUCAAAAACUAGAUUUACUUUCAGAAGGCAUUGAUGUAGAUGAAAAUUUGGUGCUCAGUGCAAGUUUUGAGAUAAAGGAUUAUAAUAGUAAUCUGAAACUUGUGGUCUUUGAAUGUGGGUUUGAUGAAAGUAAAACUACUUUUGUAGAGUCAAAAGUCAUUGAGUGCAUUCUCGCUUCUUUGAGUAAUAAGCUGGAGAAAACUAUGGAGCAGAUUAAUAACAAUAAGUUAAUUCUGCGAAAGUUGAAAUCUAGCUUAGAAACUAUAGUUAGUCAACCAGAAAAAGAUUGUCUAAUUUCUCCUGUUCAAGAAAAUAUUCUGAGUGCCUAA